Tuber melanosporum (Perigord truffle) is the source of this 2210-nucleotide messenger RNA. RefSeq lists its product as uncharacterized. The record is from RefSeq and is a predicted model, not a curated record. Lineage: Eukaryota; Fungi; Ascomycota; Pezizomycetes; Pezizales; Tuberaceae. Gene Ontology annotation, biological process: regulation of transcription regulatory region DNA binding; subtelomeric heterochromatin formation; DNA repair. The transcript has 3 exons. Gene Ontology annotation, molecular function: histone binding; histone H3K79 methyltransferase activity. The coding region runs from base 1077 to 2210 and encodes 377 amino acids. Gene Ontology annotation, cellular component: nucleosome; nucleus.
CCCCUCCCCCUCCUUUCUCUUAUUUUUUUUUUUUUUGUCAAACUUCGCUUUUCAUUUUAUUUUAGCUCAAAUCAACCUGAAACAAACACUUCUUUCUUUGACUGCUGCCUGUUUGUGUCGUACAGUACAGUGUUCCUACUAUUUGCCGGGGACGGGAGAGAAGAAAAAAAACCGUUGUAAUCAUCCUCAUCUCAUCCCUUUUUAUUCUUCAUCUUCGCUCUUUGGGAUAAUACCGGUAUUUCCUUGAUCGAAAGAGAAUCCCCUUCGAGAACACCCUAGUGGCUCUGAACCGUUUAUAGCAAAACCCCCCACGUCGACAUCUAGCUCCUCAUCAACGUUUUUUCUUCGAGGCUUGGGGGUAACGUUUUGUGUUGGAGGUUUGAUCUGAGUCUGGGGUUGGGUUAGGUUUGGGUCUUCCGCCACCUUGGGUCUACUAAUAGGGCACGGCUGCCCGAGCAACGUCUUCAUUAUUGUUCUGCUCUUAUUAAGCGGUGUGGGUUGGGGAUCUUGACACGAUGAGUUUCUUCUCCCAGUUCAGCUUGCCAGGCGUAAAACCCAUCGCUCAGGAAAAGUAUGUCGUCAAAACCGUCCGAGCUCCCAAACCACUGUCAGACCGCCCCAGCCCCGUCAGCAGUAUCACCAAGAAGAAGUCUCGGGAGGAUAGUAAAACUGGAAGAUCAACUUUGGAGGUUCCGGAUUCCCGGCCCCGAAGCAGGGCUUCGUCGGCCGUUUCUCUCAAGAGAAAACAUGUGGAUGGGGAGAAGUCGGUUAAGAGGACUUGCUCGUCGUCGGAUUUGUUGAAGCCGCCAAGUCCAGAAUCGACGGCCUCGCCGGGGGGCAGAAGAGCUGUGUCGUCAUCUAGGUCGCCGUUGUCUCAGCGCUUGGAGUCGGGUGACGAGGAGGAGGAGGAGGAGGGGGGGAGUGGUGAUGAGGAGAGGGGAAGGAGAGCUGUUAAACGGACAAAAUCUGAAGAGGAUACUGUGGUUGGUAACGGGAGGAAGCUGGUGAACCCGGCUAGCUUUCGUAAAGCUUCGCCCACUCGGAAGCCUGAGGAGGGCCAUUUUGUCCACGCAGAGAUGAUUGCAAAUAUGGGAAUUAGAGAAGGAGGGAAGGGUCCAUCGCGGAUUUUCCGGAAAACGGACCAGAAGCUAUUAUCUAGAGGUAUAUCAACUUCAGAUCUAGAUAGUAUAAAUCCGAGGCUGACGGCUUUUAGGUACGAACUUGUUCGCCUUGCGGAACCUGAUGAGUUUUCACCCGAUCUGGAUAUUCUUAGCACAGCGGAGCAUGUGGCGACUUACCUACUGACACCUCCGGAAUCUGACAAACUACUCACGGGCACUCUGUCGGGAAGCUCUGGCGGAAUAGUUUACAACAUGCGUAAGGCAAUUCGCAACGAAAAAGCCCAAGACUUUCUCGAGAACCUUAAUAAAUACAACAACCUAAUAGCGAAAUACCGUCGAGAUGGCACCAUAAAGGCCAAUAUCGCCAGGAUGAAGUCUCUCCCGUUCCCUCUUGUAGAGCAUAUUCUGUCACAAGCGUAUGCUCGGACUGUCGCGCCCGAAGUCGAGUCGCUAAAAGACUACGAAGCUUUCACUAGCAAUGUUUACGGCGAACUUCUGCCUAACUUCACCACCAAGCUGUUUAGGGAAUCGGGUCUCGGACUUGGCAAGGUGUUUGUCGACCUUGGUAGUGGGACAGGGAAUGUUGUACUACAUGCGGCACUUGAAACGGGAUGCGAAGCAUAUGGGUGCGAAAUCAUGAAGAAUGCAACGAGACUGGCCGAUAGGCAAAAGGUGGAAUUUGCGGCACGGUGUCGCAUGUGGGGGAUCAACCCGGGCAAAUUCAGACUGGAGAAGGGCGAUUUUUUGGAAAGCGCGCGGAUAGCUGAAGCACUCAAAAGAGCGGACGUAGUGCUGGUAAACAACUACGUAUUCGACUCUGAGCUCAACCAGCGGCUCUUGAACCUCUUCCUGGACCUCAAGGAAGGUGCUCGAAUCCUAUCGUUAAAGCCGUUCGUUCCAAUAAACCACGUUAUCACGACGCGCAAUGCGGAAAACCCGGUCAGUCGGCUAAGGGUGGAGGAGAAGGAGUACUUUUCGGGCUCGGUUAGUUGGACCGAUACCGGUGGAAAGUAUUACGUCCAGACGGUAGACGGGAGUAUGCUUCGGGAGUUUUUGGCCUCCGAUCGUUCUGAUCGCAGAAGGCGAUAG